Mirounga angustirostris (Northern elephant seal) is the source of this 2291-nucleotide messenger RNA. Its product is annotated as transcription factor CP2-like protein 1. Lineage: Eukaryota; Metazoa; Chordata; Mammalia; Carnivora; Phocidae. The record is from RefSeq and is a predicted model, not a curated record. The transcript has 13 exons. Gene Ontology annotation, cellular component: nucleus. The coding region runs from base 1 to 1206 and encodes 401 amino acids. Gene Ontology annotation, molecular function: RNA polymerase II cis-regulatory region sequence-specific DNA binding; DNA-binding transcription activator activity, RNA polymerase II-specific. Gene Ontology annotation, biological process: regulation of transcription by RNA polymerase II.
AUGGUUGGCCUACCCCAGCGCCGUGACUUCCUGUGCCUCCAGAGCGUGGUGCGUGUGGUUUUCCACGACCGGCGCCUGCAGUACACAGAGCAAGAGCAGCUGGAUGGGUGGAGAUGGAGCCGGCCAGGGGACCGCAUCCUGGACAUCGAUGUGCCACUGUCCGUGGGGCUGAUAGAACCCCAGGUGCUGCCCUCACAACUCAACACAGUGGAGUUUCAUUGGGACCCGACCAAGAGGACCUCCCUCUUCCUGCAGGUUCACUGCAUCAGCACCGAGUUCACUCCUCGGAAGAAAGGUGGGGAGAAGGGUGUCCCCUUCCGCCUCCAGAUUGACACUUUCAAGCCCAGCGACAAGGACCUUCCACCUGAGCACCUGCACUCAGCGGGGUGCCUCAUCAAGGUGUUCAAGCCCAAAGGAGCUGACCGCAAGCUGAAAACAGACCGGGCGAAGCUGGAGAAACAGCCCCUGCGGGAGAGACACCAGUACCAGGCCGCCUGUGCGAGCACGGUGUUCGCCGAGGCGGAACCUUGCGGCUUGUUUGCCCCACAGUGUUCGCCGUGGCCGGACCCCAGGGCAGGGCCCUCCUCGCCGCUCAGCCCUCUUGCUCUGACGUCUCCCCACGGCUGCAAGCCCCUGUCCCCGGGGAGGCUCUGCUCCUCCCCGCCGUUCGCCUUGGACACCUUGGGGGGCAGCCCCGCUGAGGAUCUGAACCCUGGAGCCUCCAUCCUAGAGACGCAGCAGUGGUUGCAUCGGCACCAGUUCUCCAGCUACUGCCGGGUGCUGGCCAACUUCACUGGCACUGAUCUGCUGAAGCUUACCCGCCAGGACCUUAUCCAGAUCUGCGGGGCUGCUGAUGGGAUCCGCCUUUUCAACGCUCUUAGAGCCAGGCCCAUUCGUCACCGGCGGACUUUGUAUGUGGCUCGGGAGGCCUCUAGGCAAGAGAACGAGGUUCCUAAGAACCCUGACUCAGGCUUUUAUCAAGAGAUCUUUCUAGAUGAACUCAGUGCUGUUGAGCUGAUGGGGAAACUGGCUGAGCUCUUGGCCCUCCCGGCCAAUCAGAUCCACUACCUCUUUCACCAAGGCCCUGGGGGCGUCCUAAUUCUCCUCAGUGACCAGGUGGUUCAGAAUCUUAAGGAUGAAUCAUACUUUGUGGCUGUGGUGAAAAAAGUGCAGAAUCCAGAUGGCUACUACCUGGUUCUCACCUAGGCCCAGGGACAUCCUGCUGCAAGAGUAGGAGACUGAUGCCAGCCUGGUUCUCGGGGGCCCCACGUUCACCAGAAGCCUUGCUUAAAUCCUCAGCUGCUUCAUCCGGCUCUGGGUGAAGCGGGAUGUCCUACCCCUAGAGAGGAGGGGAGCAGCCCCCAGGCUCCCAUCUCUCUGCUCAUUUGAUGGAACCUGGGCACAGCCUCCCAAGCUCAAGCUCAUGCCUGAGAGGCAUGGAACCUGCCAAUAUGGAUAAGGCGCCUUUGCCCCAAGCAGUGCUGCCUGAACACUGGGCGCAUUGAUUCACGUUUAUUUAAAAUUGUAUUCACCCUUUCCUUUCCUUAAUAUUAAUAGUUAAUUCUAAAAGGCAUAUAUAUUUAAUAUGUUGUUCAAUGCUUGUUCAAUUUCCUUGGUGUUUUGGUCCUCUUGGGGAAAUGUUUUCUCCUUACUUAAACUAUAGACUAGGGCAAAGCAUGGAGUCUGAGACAGAGGAAUAAAUAAAUCUGGAUGGAUUUUUUUUUUUUCCCAACUAGUUUGGGCAAAAACUAAUCACUAAAGCCUCUAAAAGACCAUUCAACUAUCAAAUCACUGUGCUUAUUUAAAACUUCUAGAGAUGUAGGGUACCUGGGUGGUUCAGUCAGUUAAGGGUCUGCCUUCUGCUCAGGUCAUGAUCCUGGGGUCCCUGGAUGGAGCCCAUGUCAGGCUUCCUGCUCAGCAGGGAGUCUGCUUCUCUUUCUCCCUCUGCCCCUCCCCCGGCUCUCUCUCUCUCUCUCUCUCAAAUAAAUAAAUAAAAUCUUAAAAAAAAAAUCCUGGGGCACCUGGGUGGCUCAGUCAUUAAGCGUCUGCCUUCGGCUCAGGUCAUGAUCCCAGGGUCCUGGGAUCGAGUUCCGUAUCGGGCUCCUUGCUCAGCGGGGAGCCUGCUUCUCCCUCACCCACUCCCCCUGCUUGUGUUCCCUCUCUUGCUGUGUCUCUGUCAAAUAAAUUAAUAAAAUCUUAAAAAAAAAAAAAUCCUUUUUGUUUUUUUAAAGGAAUGAAGGGAAUAGAAAACUCUUCAGGGUAGGGAAUUUUAUUUAUGAGCAGGGAGUCUG